Molecule: messenger RNA, 550 nt
Organism: Rosa chinensis
Lineage: Eukaryota; Viridiplantae; Streptophyta; Magnoliopsida; Rosales; Rosaceae
Exons: 1
Coding region: 83-352 (89 amino acids)
Source: RefSeq, a predicted model, not a curated record
UCCACAUUUCUCAGCAAAACCAAAUCAAACGACCUCUAAAGAUCACCACCAUUUUCUUUGAGAUAUCAUUCGAGUUGUGAAAAUGGCGAGCAAGCCAGGAGGAGAGAGAAAGCCAGCAGCUGAUCAGGGAAGCGAUGCGAAGUUAGAGCAGGCAAUGAAGGACAGUCCGUACGUCCAAUCCGAUAACUUGGAGGAUUACAAGCGCCAGGGGUACGGAACCGAGGGACAUCAACAGGUCCAGCCGGGUCGGGGCGCCGGAUCCACCGAUGCUCCGACUGUUUCCGGGGCUAAUGUUUCCUCCAAGGCGGAUGUUACCGCCUCUGAAACUAUCAACAGCCAAGGAGUUAAUUAGGUUUCUUUUAUUGAAUGCAAGGCAUUUGUGUUGUUAUUAUUAAGGCAUUGGUAUUGUAAUGUUGUUUCUGUGUAAAAAUGCAAGGCAUUUGUGUUGUUAUUAUUAAUGCAUUGGUAUUGUAAUGUUGUUUCUUUGUAUGAAUGCAAGGCAUUUGUGUUGUUAUUAAUAAUGUAUUGGUAAUAUUGUAAUGUUGUUUAA